UCUGCGACCAGCACUUGACGUUGCCGCACGCGUCUACGCCACUCUGUUAUUGGCCGAUUUGAAUUUCGAACGUUCCAAACCGGCCAAUCGCGUUCGAUUGGACGUUUGAUUUCUUUUUUUCGCGUCUACAGUGUGUUCCGUUAGUGUCUGUGUUUGUGACAUUGCGAAGACCGUGUGUUGAUGACAUCAAAUAGUGAUCUUUUGUAUUAGAAGGUCGGAUAUAUUCUCACGUGUUCUGAUAUACUAAAUACAAGACCGGUGUAGAAUACUCAAGGGGGUGUGACCUACAAACAAGCCUUGCCUUCAAUUUAGCUGGUCUCCAUAAAUUAUCGCACCAUUCAAGGAGGUAAAUAAACACACGCCACAAAGAAGCCAGCUGUGUAGAUUAUUGACCCAGUCUCGAUCGCUCACCGGAAACAUUAUGCCAUAUAAAACAUCUACUAUCUAAAGCGGACCUGACUCGCAUAGCUGGUACGGACCGUUCAAUUAUGCCAGGUUAUUAGCACAGGGCAAGGAUGGAAGAAGUGACAUCGCGACCCAACGUGGAAUACAUCCCACCUUUACCACCCAAAAUGAAACAUAAGAGCUCAACAUUCACGCAAAUUACGAACGACGAGAAAGUAAAUGGAUACAGUGCUACAGAUAGCCGGGCCAUAGACUCUCUAAGUUCGAUGCACUCGCUCGUCCUUAAUUCUAAGACCCCUUCAACGGUAUUCAUAGCGGCGACUCAACCAGACAGACCUGCGAGUACGCUUAGCUCGGACGCCCCAACCAACGGUCCACAUGUCGUCACAAUCAGAAUCAACACGGAUACAGACAAACCGAAAGUGCCUAAAAUAUCGAGCGUGCAUCUCAAGAGCGACAUAGAUUUCGAUGCAUUUAAACUAAACGAUAGAAAAAAUAACAGUCUUGUGAGAAUCAACGUGGACGAGACACGGCCCAAAAUACUAGAGAACGAAGAAAUUAAAGAUAAAGCCCCAUACAUAUAUUGCAAUUCAUUUGUGAAUUCCAUGACGAAUAUGGUGAUGUCGAGCGGCCAGUGCUCCCCGAGUGACACACUUGAUUCGGGAACGUGCAGCGAUUUAGAUGGAACUCCACCACCACUGCCUAAGAAGAAAAAUCUUAAAACUACGAAAAAAGCCGUUUCCAUAACGGUAAUCGGCUCUAAAAAUGGCAACAGUCAAGGUGAUGUAGAUUUCGAAGAUAAUGACUCAAAUAUAUCGUGUGAUUCUCUCAACAGCAGUGAGUUAAAUGGAAGCGUGCACGCUGACGAAAGUCAUAGCGAAUACACAAGUAAAAAGGAAAAGAAACAGACAACAGAACCACCUGUUGCGCCCGUAAUGCCGUCAUUUAUCGGGAAAACGAACAACAAAGACAGUAGCUUUCUACCACAAGGUCUACUUCAAGAUAUUAGAGACCGCUCAGCAAAACUCACUACCGUUGAAACUGAAAGUGAAGUGUGCGAGCAAGGGGAAACAAGCCAGAAUAUUAAUGAAAAUGCAAAUAUAUCAAAAGAAAGCGUACUUACUUCGUUCCGUUUAGUUUCGCAGCUUAAUAAUAGUGCGCAAAAAACUGAUGAAACUGAAUCUAUACCCGCGAACUCGUAUAAACCGCCGCUGAUUAGCGAGAGCACAUACGAGGAGAGGAAGAACCAGGAUAAGAAGAAACAAGAGAAAAUAUGUUACAGCAGCCAUUACUUUGACGCGGACAAAUUUUAUGAUUUCCAUUUAAACGAAAAACAGUUCGAUGAAAAUAAAUCAGUGAAAAGUGUCAGUGUGAGUGCUAAAAGUGAGUGUGACGAUGGAUCUGAAAUGGAGUUCUUUGCUGGUAUAAAGGAUUACAAAAGCGAGGAAGCGCCAUCAACCAUAAAAAGUUCAAAGGGGACAAUCCGCGGUGUUAAGAACCGCGUGAGAGCCGGCAUAGCUACGUUCUUACAGAUGCAGAGCACGACUAAGAGCUACAAAGAAAAAGACGCUGGCAAGGUCGUCGUCUAUACCACAACGAUGGGCAUCGUGAGGAGUACGUACCAACGCUGCGUCCUCGUCAAGAAGAUAUUACGAAACUUGCUGGUGAAGUACGAAGAGAGAGAUGUCUUCAUGAGCACAGAAUACCAAGACGAGAUCAGAGACAGGAUGAGGAGCGAGCAGAUAUUGGUUCCGCAGCUCUUCGUUGAUGGACAUCAUAUUGGGGACGCGGACACAGUGGAAAAAUUGAACGAGAGCGGCGAAUUGCGGAAAAUGCUCAAACCAUACCAGAGUCCAGACGCCUGCAACACGUGCCAAGUGUGCGGCGGCUUCAGACUGCUCCCCUGCAGAGUUUGCAACGGUUCCAAGAAGAGUCUCCACAGGAACCAUUUUACAGCUGAAUUCGUCGCGCUCAAGUGCAUGAAUUGCGAUGAAGUCGGCUUAGUUAGAUGCGAAGCGUGCUCUUGAAGGGAAUAUUCAAGAUUCUCUUCAAAGAGUCAACAAGAAAGUCAAUACAGUUCAAUUAAUGUAAAUAUCUUAGUAAUUAUUAAUGCUAGUUAAGUACUUAGUUUAGAGUUUAGAGCAGGGGUGCUCAAUCGACCUUGACCUUGAAUAAAAAGAUGCCUAUUGUGCGGAAAACUAAUAUAUAUGUCACGUUAUUCUCCACAUAGACGACAAUCCUGCAUCACAAAAACUUGCAGCUUCUCAGAGUCGAUCGAUCGUAGUUUAACAAUAUUGAGGUAGACCGCGCACAGUUCAAGUUUGAGCACCCCUACUGUAGAGGUACAAGAGCUUAGGCCUCAGGAAUGGUAAUGAAUAAGAAGUACCGUGAGCGUCACGGUAUAUACUGUGACGACCAUAGUGCUAUUCGUUUUUAUGGGCGACGGUUACCACUUUCCAUUAAGUGGCACGUCAUCUAAUUUACCAUUCCAAAUUUUCAAGUUACAUAAAAAAAAUAAAGAUUGCGUACACUAUGGUAACACGAAAAUUUAUUAUUUAUUUAUUUUUAAAAUUAUUAAAAAAAUUCUUAUGCAAAAAUAUUAAAGUCUUAUUAAUUUAAGAAAUUAAUUAGGCAUUAUAAAAUAAUCUUUGCUGGUGUAAAGGAGUUGCCAGCUAUCUCGCUCCACCUUGGUAAUUAGAUCGUGUAAUACAUACGUAUAACGUCACCUGUUCAAUAAAGUUGUCUCCCAUAAUACGAUGAUUAAAAUCUUAAUCAUCUGUUAAAGACAUUUUCUUUUGUAGUAGCUAAAAUAUAUAUUGAGUGGUUAAUUUAUUUAACUUUUUUUUUAAUGCGUAUCUUGUCUCUUUGGUGAUCAAACAGAUUGAUCGAGGUUUAAAUAAAGUAAAAAUGUGUAAAUUAAUAUAAAUGAUUUAAACAUUUAAAUGUAACUGAUUAUGAUAAAACAAAUUAAAGACAAAUAGUUCUUAAAUGUUAUUUAUUUAAUAAUAGUAAUUCCUUUCUUAUUGUUUCCUUACGCUAUAUAUAAAACCUAUGUGUAAAUUUCGAAAUUCUAGAUUCAGCAGUCUCAGCUUUGCGUUGAUGCAUGAGCCCGAUAAACAUUUUAACCUUUCUAUAGAGUGUGUUAGUGUACGCAUCUUUAUUUUUUUUUUAUCAGUACAGAAUUGAGAAAAUACUAGCAGUGUAAUGUAAAUUUAUUAUAUUAUGUUUAUUUAGCUCAAUUUUCAUUUUAUAUAUGUGAAUAUGUCUCUUAUAUCUAAAUUUAACAGUGUAAUAAUAUACAGCACCAACAUUUUUUUUUAUAAUAAAAAUACGUGGUGUAAUUUCUAUUUGAAAUGAUUUUGAAAUUUAAUAUAUAACUAUUACCUGUAUAGAUAUACUUUUUAUACAAUAGGUUAUAUUGAGCAAAGCUAAUAAGCGAAUGUAAUAAUUAAUUGUAAAAACAAACAUUUAUUUUUUCAUGUUUUCUUUUUCAAAACAGUCAGUUUCAAUUGUAAAUUCUAGAUAUUAAAUCUGAUAUUGUAUUUAUAAUUUACUUCUUCACAUUCUACUCAGAAUCACAAUUUUAAUAUUUUAUUUACUUAAUAAUUAAAUUUUAAGCACAAAUGAUUCUAAACAAAGCAGUGUUUUCAUAAUAGUGCGAUCAAAAUAUUUUUAAGCAUUUUCAUGUCAUUUAUGAAUAUAGCUAAAAUCUUAAACAUAUAUUUUUAAAGCAAAUAGUAAAAAUUUAAGGUAAAUUCAAUACAGUGCCAAAAAUUUUAUUACUUAAAUUUUCACUAAAUACCACUUUGAUUACUUUAUAAUAAUUAAAAAUGCUACUAGCAUAUUAACAAAUAGAAAAUACACAUUUUUUUUUCAAUAUAUAUAACAAAAAAUAAAUAGAAUUGUAUAUAUUUGUAAUUGUAUACAAUAUUAAAGUCAAACACAAUUGUAUAAAAAUGUAUCAGCAAAUGUACUUUAAUUAAUUCAAAAAUAACAAUAUGUUUAAUAUUCAGAAUACUCUAAACUUAUCAAUGUGAAAAUGUCAAAAUAAUUUAAAUUUUAAAUGAGAUUUUUAUUUACUUAAACAUUUUCAUCUAGUAUCUUAAUUUUUUAUUAAAUUUAUAAUUGACUACAGUAAUUGAUUUAUAAAAUGUAAAUAAUACAGCAUACAAAUUAUUAUUAGUAUUUACGAAACAUAAAGUUUUAAAUUAAAAAAAAACGAAUUAUUUUAUUCAUUUUUGUUGCGCAUAUUUAAAAUAUUAUUAUGUAAUUAAUUUAAAUAAUAAAUGGGCAUUUUACAUCGUAAAAUGUAGUCCUCGGUAAUUUUGUUUAAUUAUUUAUUAUUAUUCGUGUAUUUUUAUGAGUGAAUUACUUGGUGUGCCAACUAAUGUUUUGGAAUGACACUACUUAUAUUUACGUAUCUUUAUUUUCUCAACUGCGUAAUAGGUUAUUGAUUAGUGUUGCAUAUGUUGAAUGCCCACUUGGUAAUUAAUAUAGUUUUCUCAUCUAUUUUUGUUAUGUGUACUUACACAUUUACAUAAGUAAUAUUACGAAGAAUUAUUAAAUUAAUUACUUAGUUGAAAAUACAAACAUGACUGUCAUAGUUCUUAAUUUGGUAUCUUUAAAAAAUAUAUACAAUAUGUUAAAAGUAAAUCUAAAGUUUCUAAAGCAAGUAACCUAAAAAGAAUUCUAAUCAGGUUAAGACUUUCUAUAUAAUUUUUUUUAAAAAACAAGAAUAAAAUGUUAGUAGUCGCGAAAUUUCUUGUCUUUUUUAUACUUAUAUUCGUAUUCCUUUGAGAAAAAUCUUCAUUUUCACUAGUAUAAUACUUGCUUAAAAACCUUAUAUUGAAGAUUGUCUUAUUAUGACUAUUAUCUCAAUAAACGUUUCGUCAUUCGUCUAUGAAAACUGAAACUUCUUAAAUUCCAUCCAAUUUUUCGUCAAGAGUAAUAAAGUUGGAAAACUUUCAAAACGAUGAAUAAUUGCCAAAUGAUUAUAUUGAUUGUUUCUACCACGUAAUUUGUUAUGAGAAAUUUUUGUUAUAAAAACUGUCUAUACUAAUACCUAUUUAUUGUAUCGAUCAGUUAUGUAUUUUGUAUAAUUAAAAUUCAAAGGUUCAACAUUUCAUACCAUCCUUACACGUGACUCUAAUUAAUGUUUUUUUUUUUUUAUUAACUCAUAAUUUACGCAGUUGAGAAAUAUUUAUUUAAACUCUAUAAGAUUCAUGUUUAUUUCAUAUGUGACACGAGUCCUAUCUAAUUACCUUGGUAAUAAAUGUAGAAAUGCUAUAAUUACAAAUUAUUUUGAUACGAGGAUAAAAAUCUGUGAAUAUAAUUUUUCAAACGGAAUGACUUUUUAAUUAAUUCUGCAUUCCAAUUUGAUAAAUACUUUUAGAUAUUAAUAUCAGAUUUUUAAUUAAGUAUCUACUUUAAUUUCGUUUUAAUUUCUUGUUCAUUUUAAAUAAAACGCCACAAGAAAAUUGCAUUUCUACAAAUAUCAUGUAUUUUAUUUUAAAAGUUUAAUAUGAACAAUUUUCUUUUCUGUAUGUAAUUAUCUUUAUUACUAAUUAACAUUAAUAAUCUUUUCAAAUAUGUUAUGUAUUAUUUAGUACGGAAAAAGAGAUUCUAUGAGAUUAAGAAGAAAGAUUAAUUUAGAAAUCAGAUGUUAACUCUUAAUAUUUAUAAAAAUAUGCAUGAUAUAAUAUUGCAUGUUGUAACUUUGUAAAUUUUUGUAAAAGAAAUUUCGGUGCAAAUUGUAAACGAAUUUUUAGUUAAUAAAAUAUAAUGCCAUAAAUUAGAUGCAAUAUAUUUUUAUACAAAUAGUUUAUUUUACUUUAUUUUUUUAAAUAAAUAAGAUAAUUUUAGUUUGUACUAGCAAAUAUCCAUCGCUUACUGUAAGUUGUGGUUUUAUUUUUGUUUAUUUUCAAAGUUUCAUCAAUCCACUGUCAAAUUUAAUUUUUAAACUAUAUUUAAUAUUUUAUAUUAAUAUUAAAAUAUGUACUUAAAUAUUUUAAAACAAUGUACUUACAUAAUAAGCCAUGCUGGCUGUUAUCGAGUUGUGAUAAUAUAUACUGUCUCUAUAUAUAGCAAAACGAUAGCUAUUCUAAACUUCUUCAGGUUUCAUUCGCAUGUUAAGCUAUCGAUAUAAAAUUAAGAAAUUUUGUAAAUAUUUUUGUUUUAAAUAAAUAAUAAUAU
Molecule: messenger RNA, 6597 nt
Organism: Galleria mellonella (greater wax moth)
Lineage: Eukaryota; Metazoa; Arthropoda; Insecta; Lepidoptera; Pyralidae
Product: glutaredoxin domain-containing cysteine-rich protein CG31559-like
Exons: 6
Coding region: 516-2432 (638 amino acids)
Biological process (GO): sensory perception of sound
Source: RefSeq, a predicted model, not a curated record